AUGUUUUCCAGUCGACGCCAGGCCAGAAUAGCGCUCACCUUGCUCCUGCUGGGCGCCGUCCUGGCGGCGGUCUUCUCAGGGGCCUCCUAUUCUUCCGCGACGCCGUCUUCAUUCUCGCCGUCGCUGCGAAGCCUGCGCAGGUCGCUGCUCUCCGAACGCACCCUCACGGCCGUUCUACCGUCGUGGGCGCAUCUCACGGCCUCCCUGCUGCUCGCUCGCCAGGCGCCCGUCGCCGUGCUGCGUCAGGGCACCGUGGUCGGGAAGAUUCGCGACGAUGCUGAUUUCCCACACCCGCUGGAGGCCUUCUUGGGCAUCCCCUACGCCCUCCCGCUGACGGGGGCGAAGAGGUUUGCCAGGCCGGAGCCUGUGAAGCAGUCGUCGGCGACGAUAGACGCAUCGAAAUAUGGCAAUCGAUGGGAGUACGUGGCUGACAUUGAUAGAUGCAUCGGCGGCUCUCUGGAAGGGCUUGUUCGGGAAUGGGGCGAGGACUGCCUCAGUGUGAACGUAUUCCGUCCCAUGGACACGAAGCCUGGACAGAAUCUCCCCGUCGUGGUUUAUUUCCAUGGAGGCGCCUUUAACCUGGGAGCCGGGAGAUACCACGACACGGCAGCACUGCUGGCCUGGUCGGAGAAGCCCUUCAUUGCUAUCAACUUCAAUUAUCGUCUCGGGGCCUUUGGAUUCCUGUCAUCAGGUAUCAUGGCCAAGGAAAAGCUGCUAAACGCUGGCUUGUACGACCAGCUCUUGCUCCUGAAAUGGGUUCAGGAUAAUAUCAAAGCCUUCGGCGGGGACCCAAAUCAGGUUACUAUCAUGGGACUCUCGGCCGGAGCUCACUCGAUCGGCCAUCAUAUCAUGUAUCUCCAGCAUGAUUCCCGCCCGCUCUUCCACCGAGCGUUGCUAGAGUCUGGUGCAACCACGGCCCGCGCCGUCUACCCGUACAAUGCCCCCCUGCCUGAAGUGCAGUUUUCCGAGUUCGUGGUGGCGGCCGGCUGCUCCAAUGCUCAUGGCGCAGAUAUCAUCUCGUGUCUCCGGAAACAACCCGUCGAGACCGUUGGCCAGGCUUCAAUCGACAUAUUCAACCGCUACAACCCAUCUGACCGGUGGGCAUUCCAACCCGUCAUCGACGGCGACAUCAUCAAGGAAGCUCCCAUACAUGCCUGGGCCUCUAAACAGUGGAACAAGGUUCCGAUCCUGACCGGCUUCAACACCGACGAGGGCUCUCCGUUCGCGCCGUCAGAUCUGGAUAGCUCGGCGGCGUUCACUAAAUUCUUUAAAGAGUUGAUACCUGCCAUGUCUAGUGAGGAUGUCAACACACUUAACAAACUAUACCCGGACCCAAAAACCGUUAAAUCUUCGCCUUACAUCGAUACGCGCCCUAUCAAGGUUGGCUCACAGUAUAAGCGCGCCACGGCAGCGUAUGGGCAGUAUGCCUAUAUAUGCCCAAUCCAGCAAACAGCAUACCUUGCCUCAGUGGCUCAAAAGCCUCCAGUCUUCCUUUAUCACUGGGCGGUAAACAAGACUCUCAAAGGAGGUGCCAGCCACGGCGAUCAGGCCGAGUAUGAGCUGUAUAACCCUGGAGUUCGACGCAUAUCCAAGACACAGGAGCAAAUAUCAGGCUUUCUGCAUGCCUACUUUACCUCCUUCGUCACCACCGGAGACCCCAACGGUAUUAAGGGGAGAUAUGCCAGCAGACCCAAGUGGAUUCCAUUUAACGUCGGCUCGAAAGAUAGUGUCAUGAUCUUGGGGGAAGGUAACGACGAGCGAGCUGGAGGGCAUAAUCUCGGUAUAUCCGCUAAGCUGGGAAAUAUCAGUUACACCAAGGCGGAGUGUGACUUUUGGUGGAAAAGAAGUAUCCUGUCCGAACAAUGA
Messenger RNA from Arthroderma uncinatum, 1866 nucleotides. RefSeq names its product acetylcholinesterase. The coding region runs from base 1 to 1866 and encodes 621 amino acids. NCBI's taxonomy places the organism in Eukaryota, Fungi, Ascomycota, Eurotiomycetes, Onygenales, Arthrodermataceae. The transcript is spliced from 5 exons. The record is from RefSeq and is a predicted model, not a curated record.